This is a messenger RNA of Necator americanus (New World hookworm), 480 nucleotides long. RefSeq lists its product as uncharacterized. The record is from RefSeq and is a predicted model, not a curated record. NCBI's taxonomy places the organism in Eukaryota, Metazoa, Nematoda, Chromadorea, Rhabditida, Ancylostomatidae. The transcript is spliced from 3 exons. Bases 1 to 480 code for a protein of 159 amino acids.
AUGUGCGUGUUCCGGUUUGUUGAACGCGAUGGUGUAGAUGACGGUGGCCAGCAUGCGGUGGUGUUAGUGGCUGGUUGCAAAACUGAAUCAAUGUGCACACUGACGUUUCCGGGUAAACUUGCAACCGUUGUCACCGUUCCCGUUCUUCAGAAGAAUGAAGAAGAGCUUCGUUCCGUAGCGAAGCGACAACGUGGUCAGCGGUCGCGUAAAGGUCAGCGACGGUUUUGCCUGAUGCCUAUCGCAAACCGCAAUCGAAUACUGCAAGGGCACGCUAUGCACGUGCACAAGACGAUGACAGGCGGUCGAGAUGCCAGUCAUUUGCCCCCAUCGCGCAUCUAUCAUUCACCGCUCUACAACCAGCCAACAGUUGAUUUGUUCAAGAGACGUCCUUUCAUGCUGCCUCCAACCCCCGCCCCGUUACCACCACCUCUCGGUCAUCAACAUCAACCAGCAUCUCUUCUAACAGGUUAUGGUCGGUGA